GUCGUACAAGAUCUCAGGUAACCUCUGUGACGGUACCUCUGCUCUGCAACUCACAUCUCGGUCAAUUUCGACAUAAUGAAGUUACUCCAAGCGACCGUCUUAACCCAAUGGCUUAGCAUCACUGCUGCACACUCAUUGAAAAGAGAUUAUCCAGCAACUCCCGUCCCUGAAGACCUCAAUGGCUCCAAUUUCACGUACCCAUGGCCCGUAAACACCUAUGACUUCACAUCCCAGCGACAGGCCCUCCAAAUGGCAUUCAUGGACGUCUCCCCCACGAACUCCACGGUCCCCAACAACCGCACCGCCCUCCUCCUCCACGGGAAGAAUUUCUGCGGCGCAACCUGGGAAGGAACCGCAAGAGCCCUCCUCUCCACAGGCUGGCGCGUGAUUCUCCCAGACCAAGUCGGCUUCUGCAAAUCCACGAAACCCGCAGGAUACCAAUUCAGCUUGCAGCAACUCGCUUCAAAUACGCAUGACCUGCUACAGAGUUUAGGCGUUGGCAACGUCACCGUGAUCGGGCACUCCAUGGGCGGCAUGCUGGGAACGCGGUACACGCUCAUGUAUCCCUCCUCCGUCGACGCUUUAGUCCUCGUCAACCCCAUCGGGCUCGAAGACUGGAAGGCAAAAGGCGUCCCGUACCAGAGCAUCGAUGUGACUGCUGCGACGGAGGCGAAGAGUAACUACACGUCCAUCCGUGCUUACGAACAGGCGACGUACUACGUCAACACGUGGAAGCCGGAGUAUGAUGUCUGGGUCAACAUGCUCGUUAAUGUGUACUGGGGGAGGCAGAGAGAGAGGUUCGUGUGGAAUCAGGCGCAGACUACGGAUAUGGUUUUGUCGCAGCCAGUUGUGUAUGAGUUUGGGUUGUUGAAGCCGAAGACGCUGUUGAUGGUCGGGAUGAAGGAUAAUACGGCAAUUGGGAAGCAGUGGUCUCCGCCGGAGGUGCAGAAGGUGUUGGGGAGGUAUGAUCUGCUGGGUAAGGAGGUGGUGGAGAAGAUUCCGAGAGGUGAGCUUGUGGAGUGGGAGGAUCUGGGACAUUCGCCGCAGAUUCAGGAUCCAGCUAGGUUCGAGGAGGCUCUUCUAGGAUGGUUGGGUGCUGGAAAGUAAAUGUUCAGCGCGGCAUCGAGCGUAGGGUUACUCGUCCGGUUGGUGCUAAUGAAGGGAAUAGCCUGAAACCUGUCUUUCUGUGUAUUUUGCAGUGUCUAGUCAUAUACGGUUCCCUCCAUAAAUCCUAA
Messenger RNA from Aaosphaeria arxii CBS 175.79, 1235 nucleotides. Its product is annotated as alpha/beta-hydrolase. The record is from RefSeq and is a predicted model, not a curated record. NCBI's taxonomy places the organism in Eukaryota, Fungi, Ascomycota, Dothideomycetes, Pleosporales. The coding region runs from base 76 to 1107 and encodes 343 amino acids. The transcript has a single exon.